CUAUGUUUUCGUUUUAUCUUAAUAAACUAAACAGGAAUCUUUACAGUAAUAUAAAUAGUAAUUUAAUAAAUAAGACCGUAAUAUGAAUAAGUUCAAAAAUAAGGUGCAUUAUGAAUCUCCCUGUGAUUCCGACAAUGAUUGGACUGAUUCUACCGGCGACUCUAAAUACUCAGAUUCGGAAAGUUCGGUUCCGGAAUGGGAUUCUGAUGUAGGCGAAAACGGAGAGUUAGUUUUCAUUAAAGUAAAAAACAAUGCAAGCAAUGAUGUUAACACCCCACUUUUGGAAAACUGCGAAACUUUUAAGUUAAGAAGUGAUUUUAAGAGGGUUUCUACACGAAGAUCCACUAAAGGUAGAAUUUUCAAAGCUUUAAAAAAUCGCAAGGCAAAAUUUGAUAAUACAAGCGGUAAAAUAAAUGAAUAUGAAAGUACAGUCUGUAAAAAUUCUUUAGAAGAUAAUAAUAAAUUUGUUAUCAUACAGGUCAGCAAAAAUAUGAUAUUUAACAGUGAAAAGAAUUGUCAAAUAGAGAAAUUAUUUGGCAUGAGUUUAGAAACUCAUAUGGAUGGGAAGACAUUAAUUGUUGCUAAUUUCUUAACAGAAGCUAAAGCAAUAUACAUUCCUCGAGUCAAAGUUGGUUACUACUUGAUUAAAAUAAAUGGUAUUGAAGUUAAUUCUUACAACAUUAAUAAUAUAUUACAAAGAGUAAUUGAAAAUAUUGAAAGUCCAAAAUUAACAUUCCAAGUAGUAACAGGUGGAUUUAAUAUUGAUGUUGUUAAAUUAUUAACAUUAAAAAAUGCUCCGGAGAAUUCCCUAACACAGUUGUUGAAAGAUUCAAUGUGUUCAGUUCUAUAUAUAUGUUGUAAUGAUGUGGAGUAUCAGAGUAAUGAUGACAAAGGAGUACUUUAUUGCUACCCUCGGCCAUACAAUCAAAAUUUCCUUUAUAACACAAGAGGGGCAUAUGUAACAUUGAAUCAUUUGGCCCCUAAAUCACUAGGUACUAGUGAACCAAUUGUGUCAACAGUUCUAUACAAUAAUACUUUAAUUAACGUGACAUAUGCAUCACAUUUUACUGAUUUACUUUUAUUGGCUGUUCCUAACAAGAAUUUAGAUUUAUUUUGUGCUAAAAAAUUAAUCGGACAUGUUGUAAAUAUUCUCGAAUUCCUUUACGGAUCAUUAAAAUCUUGCUUUACAAAGCCUAAUAAUGUAGAUAAGUUGGAUGGUUUGUUCUCUCGUGUAUUCGUAAAUUUAUUAUUUGAUAAUUAUAAAAAUAAGGAAGAAGGAAAAGUUAAUGCAAUGUUAUUUGAAGAAUUUGUAGCUUGUCAUGCAGUGACUUUACCGUUGGAAGUGAAAAUACAAAUAGAUGAUGCAAUAACAGAGUUAGAAGCAGCUGAUUAUCGUGAAUGGACAGAUGAUGUUGAAAAUUUUCAAAGGCUGUACACUGUAAUUGGAGCAUGUCUUUAUUAUUCUGGGCAUUUACUAAGUUCACAUUUACGUGAUGAAGACUUAAUAGAAAUCAAUGCAUAUUUAAAAUUUAAUAGCAUAUUAAGGCUUAGUGUCGAAAAGGAGUUUGAAAAACUUGUCAUGUGGAAGGAAGUUUUUAUCAAAGAAUAUAGAAGUCAGAAUAAAAGCGACAGAAAUGAAAAUAGAAUACCAGAUGGUCGUUGGUUUCUUUUGAUCGUAGGUAAGGGUCAUUUUAUAUUAGCCACCCUUAUGGAAGCCGGAGGUUGUACAGAAGAUGCGAUUGGUGUGACGUCACCAUCUCCAUUUUAUGUAGAGGAAUGCGAAAGCUGUUUGGAAUUGCUUUACGAAGUGGGCUUGCAUAAAUAUUUGGCUUCCUGGUUCUCAUCAAACACAUUCCCUCAAGUUGAAACAUCACCUGAAUACUUGACUAAGUACGGCCGGAAAAUGAGAGAUAGUAAUUCUCAAAAAUCAGAUAACUUCAGGACCACUACACUGAAAUUAUCUAAAUCUCAGCCGGAUUUAAAGCGACGACACAACUCUUCGGAUCAAAUUAAUUCAGGCACAAGUUCAACUGACAACCCUAUAAACAACUAUCAUAGUAUGAGCCAUCAUAGCCUCUACCAUCAAUGGUACAACGGCUCACAGAAGAAUUAUAGACAUUCCAGUAAUUUAGAUGUCAGUUAUUCAGAAGACUCUAACAGUUUGAAGAGCAAUAGUGAAGUGAGCUCUGAGCGCGUGUGCGGGCGGCGCGCGCUCAGACACCAGACAACGCGCCGAGAUUCCUCCGGCUCAGACUCCGAUUGGGACAGACAGGACGGGAGCAGAACUAGCGGGAAUAUUGAUAUGACUGAUAUUAGAAAAAGUUUGUUAAAUGAACUAAAUCAUGUAGCUGUGCACAGAAUAACAGCCGGAGAAGAGAAUGUCCUAUUUCAUUUUAUACAACUGGAAUCCGAGAAAGGAGUUUUAAUAGCCCCAAUAAAAACUAUUGAAUUACAAGCGAACAACAUUUUGUAUUCUUACAUUGUUGCUAGUUUUAGAAAAGCUUGUAAAAAGAUACAUGAUUUACUACAGUAUAGUAUAAAAUUUAAGAAGAACCAUGCGCCAUCAAAUCCGUUAAAUAAAAUCUUAGUGGCAGUGAGAGAAUGUGGCACAUUAUUCGAAGUGCCCCAAGAUGUUCUCAAUCAAUGUGGCAUUAAUAAAAAGAAUUGUGAACCAUAUCUAUUUUGGGUUGUCGGGCGAGUUUUUAGUGAACCAGAACCACGAGAGCUAUACAUAUGCUAUCACGAGUCUGUACCACAGGAUCUAACAGAAGUGGCUCACUUGUUAUCUUAUUUAGAGUAACGUAGGGGUCACAAUAUGUUUGAAAAAAAGCUUUUGAUUAUAAAAAAAAAACAGUUUUUUUAAUAUGUGAUAUUUGCCGUCCAAUAAAAUGUAUGUUAAGAAUAAGUAAUACAUUUUUUAUUUGUUACGUUUUAUCCG
Molecule: messenger RNA, 2938 nt
Organism: Papilio polytes (common Mormon)
Lineage: Eukaryota; Metazoa; Arthropoda; Insecta; Lepidoptera; Papilionidae
Gene: in
Product: protein inturned
Exons: 13
Coding region: 83-2800 (905 amino acids)
Biological process (GO): establishment of planar polarity; cilium assembly; nervous system development
Cellular component (GO): cilium; cytoplasm
Source: RefSeq, a predicted model, not a curated record